GCGCAUUUGGUCCUAAGCGUUUGGUAAUCAGUUGGGUCGCUGUUUGAUGACGUAUUUGACAUUGGUAUGGAGCGCUCUUGAAAAGCUGCUAACUAGCUAGCUUGUAAGGUCCAACCUCUGAGGUAUAAUAAGAAGGGUACAUCCAUGGCUCUUAUUUCAAGAUCAUGCAGUGGGUUCCUUGCCCAACUGUCAUCACUGACGCAUCACAAGGCUUUCAGUGUGUCAGCAGCCGCCGCAGCCAUCCAGAAGAUGACCAGGGUACGUGUUGUUGACAACAGUCCACUGGGUAAUACCCCGUGGCACCGCUCGCCUAGAGUCAUCCACGUGUACACCAAGAAUGGAGUGGGCAAGGUGGGCGACCGCGUUCUACUGGCCAUCAAGGGAGGGAAGAAAAAAGCUCUUAUCGUUGGCCACAAGAUGCCCGGAGAGCGGAUGAACCCGCGUUUUGACUCCAACAACGUGGUCCUGAUUGAAGACAACGGUAAUCCUACGGGAACUAGAAUUAAAGUUCCACUACCGACACACUUGCGCAAAAUGGAAGGAGAUUAUUCCAAACUGUUGGCCAUCGCUAGCAGGUUUGUGUAGUACUGUAACAGCAGGUCCUUCGUUAACAGUUGUGAUGACAGCCGUCGUGUCCUCGUACAGGAUCAAGUCCUAUGGGGGUGAUUCCUAACACAUUUUCACGUCGUCUCCCAUUGAAAUCAACGUAUGACUAAGUGAAAAAUCUGACUUUAAGUGGGCUGUGUGCCCCUAUGUUAGCCAAUGGAAAUAUCUCCAAACAUCUGUUACCAAUGUUAUUGGUAAUGAAACCAUGUUAUGGCCUGUUGUCAAUGUAUCAGACCUUUUUUCUCCACAAAGUCUCAUGUCAUUUGUUUGUUUUGAUAAAUAAAAUUUACAUCAUUCAAAUGAACAUCUUUGUUAUUCCUCUGUGUAAUUCUAGGGCCGGUUUCCCGGACACAGGUGAGCGUUGUCCUGGACAAUAAAGUUCAAUGGAGAAUCUGAAUUUAAUCUUCCACAGUAUGUAGUCCAAGACUAUGCCUUUUUUUUUUUUUUGGUGUCCAGGAAAAUGUCCACCUCGAGGAAGAUCGAGGUGAAAUAUGCUCAUCACAGCCUACUGUUCAAACUACUGCACAUUCUAACAGGUGGGACUAAUAAUUAUGCCUCACCUACCCUUUUGCCCUCUGCAUGUUAUGUAAUUACAGUAGUUAACAUAUUGUUCCCAAAUGAAGGCCGGUUAAUUUAAUUCCUCUUUGGAUCCUUUCUUGAGAACAUUUCCACUACAUGGAACAUUCAGAUAGAAAUAUGUUGUGUAGAACGACCAAGGCACUUACAUGGGAACAUUCAGAUAGAAAUAUGUUGUGUAGAACGAACAAGGCUCUGACAUAUAGAAUAAAGAUUCACGGCACCUCUUUACUUGGGGACCAGACGGUGAAUUUGAUUCUGGAGAAUGGAGAAUCGUCCUUUACAAGCCGGAAUGUUAAAGUCAUAUUUGAACUUACUCUGCCAAUUUGUCUGUGGUGUUGGUCCUUCAGCUGCUUGAAUUUUGAGACGUCUCCAAAAUAAAGUCUAGUUUACCCCACUUUGUUAGAGCGCCGGUACUGCAGUUAAUGUCUAUCACCUGGCGCACAACCAUGUAAACACCUGCAAGAUUUUGGUUAGUGGCAGCCCAAUUCAGAUGGUCUUUUUUUUCUCUUCACUAAUUGUUCUUUUGACCAAUCGGAUCAGCUCUGAAAUAGAUAAAAUGUGAUGAAUCAAAAGACUGAUUAGUUUCACCUUCAGGACCAGUUUUAUAUUUAGGUCAUUUAUAUCUAGGUCAAAUAUGUUCAUUUCUACUGUGUGUGUGAACUUGAUGAAAGCCAUGCCUCUUAUGAUUGUAAAUGUCAAGAGUUUCAAAGACCAUAAAGUAAAGUGUUCACUCCCAGGCGUUAA
This is a messenger RNA of Salvelinus fontinalis (brook trout), 1929 nucleotides long. RefSeq names its product mitochondrial ribosomal protein L14 (gene mrpl14). The record is from RefSeq and is a predicted model, not a curated record. Gene Ontology annotation, biological process: translation. The transcript has 3 exons. Lineage: Eukaryota; Metazoa; Chordata; Actinopteri; Salmoniformes; Salmonidae. Gene Ontology annotation, cellular component: mitochondrion; ribosome. Gene Ontology annotation, molecular function: structural constituent of ribosome. The coding region runs from base 145 to 585 and encodes 146 amino acids.